This is a messenger RNA of Bipolaris oryzae ATCC 44560, 1791 nucleotides long. RefSeq lists its product as uncharacterized. Lineage: Eukaryota; Fungi; Ascomycota; Dothideomycetes; Pleosporales; Pleosporaceae. Gene Ontology annotation, molecular function: protein kinase activity; ATP binding. Gene Ontology annotation, biological process: protein phosphorylation. The transcript is spliced from 3 exons. The record is from RefSeq and is a predicted model, not a curated record. Bases 1 to 1791 code for a protein of 596 amino acids.
AUGGCGAGAAGAAACAGAAAUAAUCCGCGUGUUCCUCCGUGGGCGACGGCUAAACCAUAUUUCAGACACGCCGCACGAGCCUUCAAAGACGCACAUAGACUAGAUUGGACUCUCAUCCAAUUACAAAAUACGAUAGAGACAAUAUGGGCUGGCGACGAACUAACGCGCGAUUACUAUGAGGCACGCAGAGGGAGAGAGAGACUGUAUGGCUUGCCUCCAGGCCGCGAUAUAAUACCACAAAACCCCUACAACGAAGCGGAUGUUGCUCACGCAAAAGCCAAUAAGACAUUACCUCUACGACGUGACGCACGAGGAAAUCCGAUCCCCCCUGUGCCAGCCGCACCUCCACUACCUCCACCACGACCAAGGAACAACUACCCCUACGACUUUUGGCCUCGAGAACCCUGGCAUCCCGAACCAAUUGAUGCAACACGAGACAUGACGCCGAAGUUCAUAUCAGAAAACACGUAUGUCUUUCUAGAGACUCCACCUCACCAGUGGCCGGUAAGUGAUGAAUCAGACAUGCGUGGAGCGAAGUUUUUGGGAUAUGGAUCAUAUGGCUGCGCGGGAUUAUGGUGCCAGGUAAAUCCAACAAAUGUGAUUGAAAAAAGAUUCGUCAUUAAAGAAGCACGGAUGAGUAAAAGUGAUUGGCGAGAUCCCAUUAACUGGCGUGACCAACUCCCAAAAGAAAUCCGAAUCCACCAACUCGUCGACAGCGAUCGUGCCAGAAAUCGCGCUUAUGGCUCUUUUGACCAUGAUACACUCAUUGAACACUACGGGUACCGACUGAUGCUGCGCCAGCGCAAAUACCGCAUUUACCUCGCCUACUAUGAAGGCGGAGAUCUCCAUUCGGCACUAAAAGGAAGAAUGCCCUCUCCAGAAUUGUUGGACCUAUAUACAUCGCCACGCAAACGCGAAACCGAAGCCCAGGAAGGCUACUACUGGGACGCUGAACUACGCUGUUACAGAGACCAAGGAGACAAUCUACCCCCUGUAUUACCCGAGCGACUGAUCAUUGAAAUAAUCACUGCCCUUACCAAAGCAUGCCAGAUUCUGCAUUUCGGGCAAGCAGAAGACGAACGCCUGAUUCCAGGAGCAGAAAGAAUCACGCACCGCGACAUCAAACCGGACAACAUCUUCAUUGCCCCAUCCAACCAACCUGGCGAAUUCCCGACAUUCGUUCUUGGAGACCUUGGACUCGCCUUCUUCCCGCACCGCAGAGACGAAGACGACGACAUACCCCGUCUGUCCCGCGCUCCACCUGACAACCCUAACCAAUACACCUGGUCCCACGACACAUUCGACCACCGCUACGCGCCCGAAGUGUACGGGCAAACGCAAGACACGAAGCCAAACGAGAUCGGCGAAAAAACAGACGUCUGGCAAAUCGGCGCCGUCCUCUUCUGGCUGCUCGCCAACGGCUUCGAGAAUUCCGCCCGCGGUCCCCAAGCAGUGGAAUGGGGAUACCCCCAGUUCAUCUCGCGACCUGAGCGUUUCCCGCGAAUGGAAAGGUAUAGCGGUCCGGAUGGGCUUGACAAUAGGUUUGAUCUGGAGUUGUUCCCCACGCUGUUGAGGUAUGCGCCUAAGCUUAGGAACCUGUGUGCAAAAUGUGUGAAUUGGGAUCCGGAUCACCGACCGACGCUGCAGGAUAUAAGUUGGGAGUUGGACGAAAUUUUGGAGGCGGAUUUGGAUAUGAGUGUGAAUAGGAGUUAUGGGCUGUUGAUAACGAAAGUGGAUAUGGAGUUUGUGGUUGGGUCGUUAUGGCCGUAUUAUCCCCAGGGAGGCUUGUAG